AUGAUGACGUGAAAGGAAUAAAACCGGAACCAAAUUUCUAGGGUUAGGUUGUGGGAAGAAGAAGAAGAUGAGUGGCCAUAUUGCGCAGGAUUGGGAGCCCGUGGUGAUCAGGAAGAAGGGGGUCACUGCCGGGCAGCGGCGCGAUGAGAAGGCCGUGAACGAGGCGCGUCGCAGUGGCGGCCCGAUCGAGACGAUUAAGAAGUUCAAUGCGGGGUCGAACAAGGCAGCGACAAGCACGCCGGGAAUUAACACCAAGAAGCUCGAUGACGAGACCGAGGAGCUCGCCCACGAGCGCGUUCCGACUGACCUGAAGAAGAACAUCAUGCAAGCCCGGACGGAGAAGAAACUGACACAGGCACAGCUUGCACAGCUGAUCAACGAGAAGCCUCAGGUCAUCCAAGAGUAUGAAUCGGGAAAAGCCAUCCCCAACCAGCAGAUCAUCUCCAAGCUCGAGCGCGCGCUGGGAGCCAAGCUUAGAAACAAGAAGUGAGUAGUUUCUCUUAUUUCCUCUUGUGAAAGUGUCGUAACUGUCGUCGUUGCGAACAAAACUAUGCUUUUACAAACAACGUUUGGAGGCCCCAAACUUGUAAAUUA
Selaginella moellendorffii is the source of this 594-nucleotide messenger RNA. Its product is annotated as multiprotein-bridging factor 1a. The transcript has 4 exons. Gene Ontology annotation, molecular function: DNA binding. NCBI's taxonomy places the organism in Eukaryota, Viridiplantae, Streptophyta, Lycopodiopsida, Selaginellales, Selaginellaceae. Bases 68 to 490 code for a protein of 140 amino acids. Gene Ontology annotation, cellular component: nucleus. The record is from RefSeq and is a predicted model, not a curated record.